AACUUCAUUUAUAUGCUAAUGAAUCUCCGCUGAUGCAGAGUGAUUCACGUUUGAACCGCAUACCAGCGCAGGGUAAUGAACUUCUUAGACAGAAAGCGGCUAUAACCAACUUAAAAGUGUUAUAAACAAAACAGCGAAGCUUAUUUACCAACAUGCCGCUCGCAAAUAAUGCAGACCCUUGGCAUAGACUACCCGUCGCUACAGAAGCUGAGUUUACGGGUUCACAAGAAGACCUGACUGCUGAGGCGCCUGAGGUACAAGAACAUGAAAUUCAAUUGGAAAAUGAAAUCAAGAAAACGAAAGUAGUCAAAGCGACACCAUCACAUUUUGAGUUGCUAAAGGUGCUAGGACAAGGAUCAUUUGGGAAAGUUUUCAUGGUGAGGAAAGUUGUUGGCCCAGAUGCUGGCAAAAUAUAUGCAAUGAAAGUUUUGAAAAAAGCUACACUAAAAGUGCGUGAUAAAAUGAGAACAAAAAUGGAAAGGGAUAUUUUGGCUGAAAUGGAACAUCCAUUCAUAGUGCAACUUCAUUAUGCUUUCCAGACUGAAGGGAAACUUUAUCUUGUGCUUGGAUUCUUAAGAGGUGGAGACCUUUUUACAAGACUGUCUAAAGAGGUUAUGUUUACUGAGGAGGAUGUCAAGUUUUACUUAGCUGAGCUGGCAAUGGCAUUAGACCACUUGCAUAAACUAGGGAUUAUUUACAGAGAUUUGAAACCAGAAAAUAUUCUUCUCGACUAUGAUGGGCAUAUUAAACUGACAGACUUUGGCCUAAGCAAGGAGUCAAUUUAUGACGAGAAGAAGGCGUUUUCGUUUUGUGGAACUGUUGAGUACAUGGCACCAGAAGUUGUGAAUCGCCGUGGGCAUGGAACGGCAGCUGACUGGUGGUCAUAUGGAGUCUUAAUGUUUGAGAUGCUUACAGGAUCGUUGCCAUUUCAAGGUGCAAAUAGGAAAGAGACAAUCAAUAUGAUUUUGAAAGCAAAACUUGGAAUGCCUCAGUUUAUUAGCCCAGAAGCUCAGCUUUUGCUUCGUGCGCUUUUCAAAAGAAAUCCAGCAAACCGACUAGGUGCAAAUCGUGGACUCGAUGAAAUGAGAGAGCAGCCGUUUUUCAAGACUAUCGAUUUUGAUAGACUUGUGAAGAAGGAACUGGCUCCUCCUUUUCAACCUGCUGUGACAAAAGCAGACGAUACCUACUAUUUUGAUAAAGAGUAUACUUCAAGAACUCCAAAAGAUUCCCCUGCGGUUCCACCAAGUGCAGGCUCAAAUCAGCUAUUCAGGGGAUUCAGCUAUGUUGCUCCAACCGUCUAUGAAGAGAAUGAAAAUGAUAUGGAGAUUGAUAUGCCCAGUGAGGAUCCGAAUGCUAAUGAUGGAAAGUCAAUCACUGACAACUAUGAAAUAAAGGAGGAAAUCGGCGUCGGGGCAUUUUCGGUUUGUAAAAGAUGUGUCCACAAAGCAAGCAGUCAUGAAUAUGCCGUUAAGAUUAUUGAUAAAAGCAAGCGGGAUCCAUCUGAGGAAAUCGAGAUUUUGUUACGUUACGGAAAUUGGCCAAAUAUUAUCAGCAUACGAGACGUUUUUGAUGACGCUAGAUAUAAGUAUGUGGUAAUGGAAUUAAUGAAAGGUGGCGAGCUGUUGGACCGGAUCCAGAAACAAAAGUACUUAUCUGAAAGAGAGGCUGCAAUGAUUCUGGAGGUGGUGACAAAGACCGUCGAUUUCCUUCAUCAAAAGGGGGUCGUACAUAGAGAUCUGCAGCCAAGUAACAUUCUCUAUGCCGUUGAUGGAGGUGGCCCUGAAACACUCCGGAUCGCUGAUUUUGGAUUUGCUAAGCAGAUACGAGCUGAAAAUGGGCUGCUUAUGACACCGUGUUACACUGCAAAUUAUGUUGCACCAGAAGUUCUGAAGAAACAAGGGUACGAUGCAGCUUGUGAUGUUUGGAGUUUAGGCGUUCUACUUUACAUCAUGCUUUCUGGGCGAACCCCCUUCGCAACUGGUCCAGAAGAUGACACAAAUAGGAUUUUAACACGAAUAAACGAUGGGAAUAUUUCAUUAACUGGUGGAACAUGGGAAGGGGUGACUGAUUUAGCCAAGGACCUUGUCCGAAGAAUGCUCCAUAUUGAUCCAAGACAAAGGAUCACUGCUUCGCAGGUUUUGAAGCAUCCUUGGGUCAGAGGCCGAUUUUCUUUGCCAGAUAAGAAAAUUCAGUUCAUGGAAACAGCAUCACGAAUCAAGGAAGCGGUCAAAGCCACAUUCACUGCACUUCAAAAGUCACCUGACACGAAGGCUUUAGAGCCACUAAACGCAUCUCAUCUUUAUCAGAGAAGAGUAGGGAAAGCUAAAUUCAUGAGUUGGGGUAAGAAAUGAGCUACUUAGAACAAAUUAGAACAUUUUGUAGUUGCUAGAAGACCUGUUGUAUUUGUGCGUAAUUUUGUAUAUAUCUAUGUUUUGUGAUAGUCCUUCAUGGAUUUUCUAGGUUGAAGGUUUGUACCACGUUUAAUCGUGACCAAGGUAGUUGUUGUUCCGAUGUACUUUGUCGUUGUAGUGUCCGAGGUAUAGCUUUUGGUAUAUAAAUUUAUCCUUCCUUCUAAAAUAAGAUAUAUACAUAUGACAUUCCAAAAUAUAUUUUGGACAAACAGACGUUAUAGAUCCCGUGUAAUACAAGAAACAGCUUGCUUAUUUCCAUGGUAUUCUAAAGGAUUUAUAAACUCUGUUUCUUGUUUUUAAUAAAACGAGUUAAAUAAGCCUCGAACAGUUUUCAUGUCUUUAUGAAGCACUUGAAUGUCUUAUUAAGUCCUUUUCAGUGAGGUUUUCGAUUUGGUGAUAAAAUACAAUAAAAUGUAGCCAUUCCAAAAUCAAUCCUAAAAGAUUUCGUCCUUUUAAAAGUAUUUUUUGGUAAAUGACUUAGAUGUCUGUACUGAAUAUUUUUCAGUAAGUUUGUGUGUUGUUUCAGUUUUUUGCAGUCACUGGGGUAAUUUUUUUUACUGGUUAUUCAUGUAUUGCUAUAACAUAUUCUUGUUAGACUUUUUAGAAAUUUCAUAUUUAUCCAAUAAUGAUGGCAGGAUAAAGAUCUUUGAGAUGCAGUUUAUUGAUGUGAAGUAUUUCGUAAAUGAAAAAGAAACUCAAAUUACA
Molecule: messenger RNA, 3116 nt
Organism: Rhopilema esculentum
Lineage: Eukaryota; Metazoa; Cnidaria; Scyphozoa; Rhizostomeae; Rhizostomatidae
Product: ribosomal protein S6 kinase 2 beta
Biological process (GO): protein phosphorylation; intracellular signal transduction
Molecular function (GO): ATP binding; protein serine/threonine kinase activity; magnesium ion binding
Source: RefSeq, a predicted model, not a curated record